Molecule: messenger RNA, 915 nt
Organism: Penicillium taxi
Lineage: Eukaryota; Fungi; Ascomycota; Eurotiomycetes; Eurotiales; Aspergillaceae
Exons: 3
Coding region: 1-915 (304 amino acids)
Molecular function (GO): catalytic activity
Source: RefSeq, a predicted model, not a curated record
AUGAAUAAGAAUUGGACAGACGUGGAAUUUGACCUCGAUGGAUCGGUCUCAAAGGCCGUCCAGCUUGUUCACCAGGCUGCUGAGAACGGGGCAAAUCUUGUUGUUUUCCCGGAAUUGUGGUUCCCGGGCUACCCAAAAGGCAUGGCCGAUAAAGCUUCAAUCGCAGCACACGCUGAAAGCUACGUCAAUAACUCAUUGGUCAUCGGUAGUCCACAAUGGAAGGCUCUUAUAGAUGUCGCUAAAGAAAGAAAGGUUUACCUUGUUCCCGCUUUUUCUCAUCGCGCCAACGGCACCAUUUAUAUGGCUCAAGCGCUUAUCUCGCCUGAUGGUGAAGUCCUUCAUCUUCGUCACAAGCUCCGACCUUCUGGUGGCGAGCGCGAGAUCUGGUCCGAUGGCGAACUUGAAGGCUUGAAAGUAAUUGCGACUCCAUACGGACGCUGGGGGUUACUGGAAUGCUGGGAGCAUUUCCAUCCAGCGAUGACAUUCAACAUGCAAUCUCAGAUAGAGACUUUGCAUAUCGCAUCGUGGCCUUACAUGCCGGAUGAAAAGGAUGGAAGUGCUGCAUACUGGGAAUCAGUUGAAGUAAACGAAGCUGCUGCGCGCAUGUAUGCUGUCAAUUCGGGGGCACCUCUUGUCAUGGCAUCUGUGGGAAACUCCAGAUUCCUGAGUAAUGAGGGAUUGGACCUGAAUCUAGUGAAGGCAUCUGUGUCAUUUGAAGAUGUCCCUCUCGUCUAUAGCUCCUUUAACACGACCGGACUUGCUAGUACAUCUCCGUAUGAUGCAGAUUCUGAACAAUCCUGGGGAAUUUUGGGUCAAAUUCAGGAGGGAUUCCCAUCAUACAUUCCGAAAGUCGUGGGAGAUUUUGUGGUCCGGGUUUACAAUCCAAUUGCGAGUCUCCUUGAGGCCGCCAACUGA